Molecule: messenger RNA, 1499 nt
Organism: Rubroshorea leprosula
Lineage: Eukaryota; Viridiplantae; Streptophyta; Magnoliopsida; Malvales; Dipterocarpaceae
Source: the annotation of a GenBank genome assembly
AAAGUGAAGAAAUAAAUUAUUAAAAUUUAUAUAUAAAGAAAUUCUUCAUAAAAAAUUUAUAUUUAAUUUUAAAAUAUAACUCUAAUUCACUUUAAGUUUCUUAUCCCAGACCCACCGCUUCCAGUUUCAGACAGCAUAUCCUAUGGAUUCCUCAGACACAGAUGUUGUCAACCUCGGAAAAUCCAUCAUUGUACCUAGUGUUCAAGAGUUGGCCAAGCAACCAAUCACCAAAAUCCCACCAAGAUAUAUCCGACCGGAGCAGAGCCCACCGCCUGUCACCGGUGACUUACCAUCUCCUCCCGUUCCAUCAGUUCCGGUCAUCGAUCUUCACAAGCUGGUUAACCCAGAUUCAGUAAGCUCUGAACUAGACUCCCUCCACUCUGCUUGCAAGGAAUGGGGGUUUUUCCAGGUAAUAAACCACGGAAUUAGCGCUUCACUAUUGGAGGAAUUCAAGUUGGAGACUGAGAAUUUCUUCAAUCUUUCUUAUGAAGAGAAGAAGGAGAAGUUUUGGCAGCAGCCAGACAACCAUGAAGGGUUCGGACAGUUGUUUGUGGUGUCCGAAGAGCAGAAGCUAGAUUGGUCUGACAUGUUCUAUAUAACUACUCUUCCACACAAUCUUAGGAGGGUUGAUCUCUUUGACAAACUCCCUAAAAAACUCAGAGAAACACUGGAAGCAUACUCCAUGGAAAUGAAAAAUCUGGCUCUUUUGAUACUAGAUCAGAUGGGAAGAGCUUUAAGGAUGGAUGCCGAGGAAAUAAGAGUGUUGUUCACCGAUGGGGUUCAGUCAAUGAGAAUGAACUACUAUCCUCCAUGCCCUGAACCUGAAAUGGCCAUCGGUUUCACACCUCAUUCAGAUGCAGUGGCCUUGACAAUUCUCUUCCAGCUUAACCAAACAGAAGGCCUGCAAAUCCGAAAGGACGGAAGAUGGGUUCCAAUUAAGCCGCUACCAAAUGCUUUUGUAGUCAACAUUGGAGACAUACUGGAGAUUGUGAGCAAUGGGUUAUAUCGUAGCAUUGAGCAUCGAGCAAUAGUAAACUCAACCAGGGAUAGGCUAUCUGUUGCAACAUUCUAUAGCUCAAAGCUAGACUCGGAAUUAGGUCCUGCACCAAGCAUUAUUGGCCCUAAUCACCCAGCACUAUUCCGGCGAGUUCCUAUGGAGAAGUACUUCAAGGAAUUUUUUGCUAGGAAACUAAAUGGCAAGUCUUACCUUGAUUUCAUGAGAAUGCAAGGUGGGGAGUAAAUGUGUACUUAAACCAGAGUUCAAAAAGGUUACAUGGUGCAAUACUUCAUCAAUUAUGAAAGAACUUGCAUUCAUGGGGUUAGCAAAGUAUUUGUAGUACCAAAAUAUCUUUACUUCGUUGUAAGCAUUCGUUAAGUUCCUGUUGCCCCAAAUCUGCAAAACCGAUUGUUAGAGCUAUGGUAUAACAUAGUACCCUAGUGGGUAGUGGCUAAAAUAUGAUCCUAGAUACAACAUAUGUUGCUGAUUGCCUUUUUCAGUU